Tupaia belangeri chinensis (Chinese tree shrew) is the source of this 948-nucleotide messenger RNA. RefSeq names its product olfactory receptor 52E8. Gene Ontology annotation, cellular component: plasma membrane. Gene Ontology annotation, biological process: G protein-coupled receptor signaling pathway. The record is from RefSeq and is a predicted model, not a curated record. The transcript has a single exon. Gene Ontology annotation, molecular function: olfactory receptor activity; G protein-coupled receptor activity. Lineage: Eukaryota; Metazoa; Chordata; Mammalia; Scandentia; Tupaiidae. The coding region runs from base 7 to 948 and encodes 313 amino acids.
GAAAGAAUGUCUUUGCCUAAUGACACCGAGUUUCAUCCAUCUUCAUUCUUGUUGCUGGGCAUCCCAGGGCUGGAACAUGCUCACGUCUGGAUUGGAUUCCCCUUCUGCUGUCUGUAUCUCAUUGCACUUCUGGGGAAUACUGCUGUCCUCUUCGUGAUCAAGACUGAGCGCAGUCUCCAUGAGCCCAUGUACUACUUCCUAGCCAUGUUGGAUUUCAUCGACCUGGGCUUGUCCACAGCCACCAUCCCAAAAAUGCUGGGCAUCUUCUGGUUUGGUCUCAGGGAAAUAUCUUUUGGAGGCUGUCUUUCUCAGAUGUUCUUCAUCCACUUCUUCACUGCCAUGGAGAGCAUUGUGCUGCUGGCCAUGGCCUUUGACCGCUACAUCGCCAUUUGCAAACCCCUUCAGUACACCAUGAUCCUCACCAGCAAGACCAUCAGCCUCAUUGCCGGCAUUGCUAUCCUGCGGAGCCUGUACAUGGUUGCUCCUCUGGUGUUUCUCCUCCUGAGGCUGCCCUUCUGUGGUCACCGAGUCAUCCCUCAUACUUAUUGUGAGCACAUGGGCAUUGCCCGCCUCGCUUGUGCCAGCAUCAAAAUUAACAUCAUAUUUGGCCUUAGUAAUGUCUGCCUUUUAAUAUUGGAUGUGCUUCUUAUUAUUCUGUCCUAUAUCAGGAUCCUCUAUGCAGUCUUCCACCUCCCAUCCCAGGAGGCUCGGCUCAAAGCUCUCGACACCUGUGGCUCCCACAUUGGUGUGAUCUUAGCCUUUUUCACACCAGCGUUUUUCUCUUUCUUAACACAUCGUUUUGGACAUAAUAUACCCCAAUAUAUUCACAUUUUCUUAGCCAAUUUAUAUGUGGUCGUACCACCAGCCCUGAAUCCUAUAAUCUAUGGGGUUAAAACCAAUCAAAUUCGAAAAGGAUUUCUUCGAAUAUUCUUCCAGAGAGAUUGCUAA